Scheffersomyces stipitis CBS 6054 is the source of this 252-nucleotide messenger RNA. RefSeq lists its product as uncharacterized. The coding region runs from base 1 to 252 and encodes 83 amino acids. The transcript has a single exon. The record is from RefSeq and is a predicted model, not a curated record. NCBI's taxonomy places the organism in Eukaryota, Fungi, Ascomycota, Pichiomycetes, Serinales, Debaryomycetaceae.
AUGUCACGCCCUCCUCCACGGUCGCUUGAGGAGUUCUUCUACCGCAAGUUGAUGGAUUCGCCAGCGUUCCAUAACUGGGUACGGAAGAUCCAUGCGAGAAUAAACCGAAUAGACUAUACUCCCCACCCAGACACCAAGCCCAAGAUCAAGUUGAACUAUCUCAGCUACAAGCCUACAACUUUCCAUAAGGUAAAUGCAUUCCGUGUUAUCUGGGCCGAUGAAAUGAAGCGGUCGUUCCGUUUCUGGAGCUAA